This is a messenger RNA of Perca fluviatilis (European perch), 5067 nucleotides long. RefSeq names its product probable G-protein coupled receptor 21. The coding region runs from base 974 to 2206 and encodes 410 amino acids. The record is from RefSeq and is a predicted model, not a curated record. Gene Ontology annotation, molecular function: G protein-coupled receptor activity. Gene Ontology annotation, biological process: G protein-coupled receptor signaling pathway. The transcript has a single exon. Gene Ontology annotation, cellular component: membrane. NCBI's taxonomy places the organism in Eukaryota, Metazoa, Chordata, Actinopteri, Perciformes, Percidae.
GAAAGAGGCAAGCCUCGUGCCCUUGCAGUUAAUCAUUGGUUGGAGCCACAGGGAAGGGGAGGGGCCUCAGUGUCACUGUUUCUGUAGAGAGAGAGGCAGAGGGAGCAAGAAAGAGAGAGACAGCAAAGGAGGAUAAAUGAACACGGGGGGUUCUCCCAGCAUCGGUAUGCCUGCCUACCUCAUUUCCAGUCCAGACACAGUUGCUGCUCCUCUGGAUAGAAAUAACAGCUGAGGUGUGUUUGCAUGUGUGUGCGCGUGUUUUAAAAAUCAGUCACUCCGUGCACUGCCUUCAUUCUCUCAGCUAACGCCAGUCUGCUGUGAUUUUACUGCGAAGGACCAGACAGAAACUGUGACAAGAGCAAGCGGACAUGGAGGAGUGGUGAAAAGAGGGGUAAAGGAGAGCCAAGAAACACAAGGAAAAAAGAAGAAGAAACAGGAGAGAGAAGCAGAAGGACAGAAUAAAAAGGAGAUAUGCUUAAUGUCUCCUUCCCUCAAUUCAUUAAUGCAGCACUUUACACAAUAAUGUCUUUUCAUUGUAUGCUGUGACUCUGUGGACUAUAGACACAUAAGAGCUUCAAUCGGUGCUUUCUGCAGCUGCAGCAGAUGUUGAAGACAUCUUUGACUUUAUAGGGAGCGGAGGCAUUUCAAGCAUAGAUUGGACUAGAAUUCCUUUAAACAAAGUCACAUUCUGUUUUUUUUUCCCCUCCUUUUUGUGCCUUCAGCUGGGAAGUUGGCUUUACUGAAUAAAAGGAAUACACACGUUUCUUUUUGUGUGUUAAUCUGUUUUUAGUUGGUGGUUUUAUAGCUUUGUGUAAAACCACAACUGCCUGCACCGAGGACAAACCCAGGGGGCUUCCUCACCUCUCGCUGUCCUUUCCAUCCCUCCUGCAUUUGAAAUGGCAGAUGGCAGCAGUCUCAUCAUGGAACCGCAGCAUGCAUCUUUUUGUUUGGACUGAAACCAUACAGCUACAAGAUGAUGAAUUCCUCCCUGGAUCCACUGAACCAAAGCUCUGCUGACCCGUCAAACUUAUCUGCUCCCUUCUGCCUGCUUGAGAUAGGCUAUUCCCAGAUUUUCACCACCUGCCUGCUUGAAGUCUCUAUCAUACUUCUCCUCACUGUUCUCAUAAUUUCUGGUAACCUGGUGGUGAUUUUUGUGUUUCACUGUGCCCCCUUGCUUAGCCAGCACACCACCAGUGCUUUCAUCCAGACUAUGGCGUACGCUGAUCUGCUGGUGGGGGUCAGCUGCCUGUUCCCCUCUCUGUCCCUCCUCCAUCACCUCAAGGGCCUCAACCCCAAACUCACCUGCCAGGUGUUCGGGUACAUGGUCUCUGUUUUGAAAUCAGUUUCAAUGGUGUCGUUAGCGUGUGUGAGUGUAGACCGCUACAUUGCCAUCACACGACCUCUGACUUAUGCAUCCCUGGUGACACCUUGUCGAAUUCGAUGCUGCAUCGUUCUAAUAUGGUUGUACUCUGCUCUAGUGUUUAUCCCAUCUUUUCUGGGGUGGGGGAAGCCUGGUUACCACGGGGAUGUGGUGGAGUGGUGCGCAGUUGAGUGGAGGACUCGUCCGGCCUUCACAACCUUUAUUGUUGCACUGCUCUACGCCCCAGCUGCUCUCACUGUUUGCUAUACCUACGCCAACAUCUUCAAGAUCUGCCGGCAGCACACCCGGGAGAUCAGCGAGCGCCGCGCACGAUACAAACCCCAACAGCUGCAGGGCCCAGGAUUGACAGUGGGAUCUGCGUUCAAGGACAACAGUGCAGUAGAGCAAGGGCAGUUGCCCCACUUGUCUCAACCACAAAAAUCGCAACCACAAUAUCAGCAGCCCACAUCAACAUACCCAGACAAGCGAUACGCUAUGGUACUGUUCCGCAUUACCAGCGUGUUUUAUCUCCUCUGGUUGCCCUACAUCCUCUACUUUCUGUUGGAAAGUGGAGGGUUCUAUCACCACCCUGCAGCCUCAUUCCUAACCACAUGGCUUGCCAUCAGCAACAGCUUCUGUAACUGUCUCAUCUACAGCCUCUCCAACUCUGCCUUCAGGAAGGGCCUCAAACGUCUCUGCUCCUUCUGUUUACAGCGCAGUGGCAGUGGCUUCGGGGUUAGGAACACUAAAAAGGCUUUUGUUGGUUCUGUUGAAAAAGGAUGUGGAGUGCCGGCGUAUGGAUACGGACAUGGGGAAAUAGGAUUUGGCACAACAUGUCAUGUGUAGAGAACACAUAGAGGAAACCUUUGUGCCAAAUUGGCAUUUGAACUUUUUAAAAGCCUGAUGUGAUUGCUGUAAUAUGUCUCCUCUUUUAAGCUUAAAUGUGCUGUAAAGAGAUGGAAGGAGGCAUUGAUCCGUCACUGCUGUUUCUGUCGCAUUUGGAGGUUACACAGGCGUCCUCUCUGCAGACGCCACAGCUAGCAAUGAUAGAGAAAGGGAGUCAAGAGCAAAACACUGAAGGAGAAAAGGCCUAAAUAGCCCUGCAAGGUGUUUUAAAAUGGUUCUAGAAACCCAGCAUACUGUACUGUGUAUGGACAGGGGUGAUGGAUGGAAAGGGUUGGGAAGGAGGAGAAAAAGGUGUCUAAAAAAAUCUCUGGAGAAAUUAACUCUUUUGAGGUUAAACACCAUUUUUAUUGAUCAGUUUCCUUUUAAUGGCAAGCAAAUCCCUAACUUAUUUUGCCAAAACAACAAAACGCUCCAAGAAAAGUGUUCUGAAAAACUGUAUGUGAAACAAUGUGACCUUUGUUGCCAGAUUAUCAGCACAGUAUGAGUUAAAUGCAAAAAAGAAGACAGUUGUUGCUGUGUUUUUGUAAUGUGGUGCUGAGGUGAAGCUCUUUAAAUAUGUUUUUACGUGCUCCUAGUAUCUGAAUACAAAAAGUGAUGCAACUGUUUGUUUGUGUAUUUGUUGUCUUUUGUUGUUGACUGAUUGAUCGAGCUUAGUCAGUCAAAAAGAAAUGGAAAGAAAAAUUGUAGGUCUAGACUUAGUAUGUAGUAGUAUGUCAUUUUCGAGUUAGUUUGCAUUGACUGAAGUGAUUAUGCUUUGUCAGCAUCAAGACAUCUAUACAUCAACUUUGAAAUUUCAGAUUGUUAUAGUUUUAUGAUCGAUUUAAUGUCUUCUACUAGGUCGUAGGUUCGCACAUUGAGGCGGCUGUUUGAAAUAUAUGAGAUGAGAGGCUACCCAGCUCGGGUGUACGACUGUUAACCUGAAAAACCGCAAACAUUAUUUUCAGUUAAUUUAUCGUUCAAUUCAUUUUUAAAAUCUUUGUCAGUUUCAUUGCACCUUUGUUGUUUUGAUUAUGUAACUAAACUUAUUUCAUAAGACUCCGAUCAGACAGAGCAAAAGUUUUGCAGGUUGCCUAGUAAUAGUAGUAAAUGAUGUUGGGCGCUUUUCCCGCUCUGAGUAGAAACUUAUUUCAACAUGAGGCGUUUAGGGCGGUGUUGCAAAAAUGCAAGGCACAUACAGCAGAAAAGCGCCUUGAAAACAAUUUUAAAAAGCCGCCCCAGGCUGCUUAAACACGCUCUGUCUGAUCGGGCCUAACUGUGUCCAAGGAAAAGCAAGACCAAGGCUUUUGAUCAGUGGUAAAAACGUUAAGCUCUUAGAUGAAUGACCCUUGAACUGUGAUCCUGACCCCCCUGUCUCUGGGAUUGGCUGAGAGUAAUAGUCUAAUGAGAAGUCUUAUGUGAUUGUGGAAAUAAUGACCUUGUUACAAACUUAGGUGUAUGCUGUAUUGUGACUGCAUUAUUCUGCCCACUUUCAGGGACUAGUGUACACACACAAACACACACACACACACACACACACACACACACACACACACACACACACACACACACACACACACACACACACACACACACACUCUCUCUUCUUUUCACUCUUAACUUGAUAUUUAAUACAAAUUUAUCAAAGCCAAUAAUACGUCAAAAUGACUCCAAGUGUACAUACUGUUCAUAAACGCAAACAUUGUGAACCAUUAUCUCUAUUUUGAACCAUGGAGAAUCAUUUUACAGUUUAUUUAGGUGCAGAAAAUCUAACUUUAUAAAUUGUAUCUAAUCUACCAAAGAAAGUUCAUUUGGUUAAAUGAUAUUGUUUUCAAAAUAUCUAACAUGAAGAUUUAGUUAAGUGUGAUUUAGUAAGAGGGGGUUUUACACAAACUUUGUGUAGUUCCACUGCACUGUGUUGGCCCAGUGAUGCCUUUUCCGCAUGAAUAUGACUGUUUCAGUAAAGUGAUAUUUUGUUGCCUUGAUAUACAAAUGAAACUGAACUGUUGGAAAAGUAUUUUCCUUACAUUUAGUGAGGGCUUAAUUUAUAGACAUGCAACUGUUUUUAGAGGCAACAGCACAGACUGGAAAUAAAAAUAUACAUUAGCCAGCUUAAAAUUCCACACUUCGUACAGAAUAACCUAAACCCCAUCUGUUGUGUAAUGUCAUUGUUAAUUCAGCUACUCUCUUGUGUAAAACUGAAAUCAACCAGGAACAAACACAUGACUCAAAACUGUUAAUAUUGUUUGUAUUUUAAAUUAUUUGUUUGUGUGUGCAUAGGUGUGUUUGAGUGUGUGUAUGUAGGUGUGUUAGGAUGUGCCCAUUGGCUGAAUUUAACUGUUUACGGUGUUCUAGCAAGGCUGCUAACAGUGUUUCAUUGCUUUAUUAGCUGCACAUCACUUCUCUCGAAUACACUGUAUUUUGUGAGUGUACUGUAUGUGAGUAUGAUGUGCUAUUGUGGUAGAUUAAUGUUGUCUUUAAAUAUUUUGGCUGUCAUCUGUGAAGCAUUGCCAAAUAUUGUAAUCUUUCCUCUUUGUACCAUCUUUUGUUCAGAAUGGUGUAUUGAAUGUCUGAUUGCCAAACUACAGAAAUGUAUUUUUGUAAAAUGAUUUAGUUUUGACUAUUCUCUUGUGAAAUGUUGCAAAAUCUAAGUAGGUUUAGUAGCAUGAUUGCCUAUUGAAAUGAUUGAAGAUGUGUCUUAAUGAAGAUCCAUUUAUUUUACUUGGGCAGUUUCUGUUAAGGUGUCUCUACUGGCAAGAAGUUCACCACUAAAAAGACAUAAUUUCCCAUAGAAGUUAAUGGUACAAUUCCUCAGAAAUGCGUAA